Messenger RNA from Osmia lignaria (orchard mason bee), 8113 nucleotides. RefSeq lists its product as uncharacterized. Gene Ontology annotation, molecular function: protein binding. NCBI's taxonomy places the organism in Eukaryota, Metazoa, Arthropoda, Insecta, Hymenoptera, Megachilidae. The record is from RefSeq and is a predicted model, not a curated record.
CCUGUUUUACUCGAUCCAUGGGUCCGUUCUCUCUCUUUCUUUCUCGGUUUUCUUCUUUUUUUCUCUUAGUACUGUGCACGGUGUCACAGCAGUAGGACGGUGUCUCCGAUCGUGGUAGUGAUUCUUCGGUAAAGGGCAACGACUCGCCAAGUGAAAAUAAUGUCUCCUUAUGCACAUCGAAUGGAGUCGCGGUGAACAGUGCGUACUACGGUUCGUUUGAAGGUUUAACACGGAUAUUCCAGUGAGAAGAAACGCGGAUAAGUUGUAACGAUCAGGUUGGAAAUGCAUCGAAGGAGAAUUUAAGAAGGAGCAAUGGAGGACGAGCCACGGGAUACCUGUUUCGGGGCAGGAAGCGUGGCAGGGGCUGUGAUCGGUACUUUCCUUACGACAAUUCUCCUGCUGCUCGUUGCUGCGCUCCUUUACAAACAGUGGCGUAGACACAAGGGAAAACACUUGGUACUGGUGACAGACCCAGAAAUCGUCGAGGAGGCAUAUGCGUUCGACAAUCCUUGUUUCAAGGAUGUCACAACAUCUCCAACUAACCGAACACGAGAAGGGGCGAUAUCUAUGGCAUCUGGGGAUACCCCAGGUAAAGAUUCUGCACGAUGGUCUACUUCUUGGACAUCCUUGGGACUUGGUUCAACUAACCGCAAUGAUAAGCGAAAAACUCUCGACGAUUCCUGUCUCGGACCAAAAGCUACAAGAAUCAGCGAAGUUAACUUGAAAAGCCGAGAUUUCACAGGACUGGGAUUUAAUAUUUGUGGUAAUAUGAGAGAAGGAAUUUUCGUUAAAGACCUCCUACAUCGUGGACCUGCAUCGGAAUCUGGGAAAAUACAUCCUGGUGACCGCAUAGCCAGUGUGAAAAUCAGUUUUCGAAAUAUGGUGUACGAAGACGCCUUAACGAUCUUAAGUUACGCUUCGCCAUAUGACGUAAAGCUUGAAGUAGAAAGCGGUGGGAUUGGAUCAAAACCGACCACUCUUUUGAAGAAAAGCGUUGGUCCAAGCGCAGCAAGAAUUUGCCACCCUUUGUAUAGAAGUCAAUCAAUCCCAGAACUCUCCCAAUCAAAGAGCGUUGCAAAAAGAUUAUUCAUAGUAGACCCAAACGAAUCCAUCAGUUCCAAUUACUCAACUAUGAAUUCAACUUUAAAAUCUUCCAAAUCUACGCCUGGCAAACAACCAUUUGAGAAACGGCACGAAGAGUCAAAGAGUAAUCACCAUAAAUUUGGUAUUAAGGUUCUACCUGCUCUGGACGGAACUGUUCAUCGCAUUGAAAAUCAAAAUGAGCAUAAUACAAACCUAGAAAGAAGACACUCAAAGAAAUUAGACAAAGAAAAAUAUUUAUCCAACACAAGUAAAAGUGAUAAAAAGGAAGAAGCUCAACGACAACAAAAUUCCCAAGUAUUAAGUAGACCCAAGGAGAAAACGGAUCUUUUUGAUAUGUGCAGUGUAGACACUUUAGAUAAAGGUAAAAAAAGUGGAGAUGCUACAAUUCAUAUUCCACAGGAAGUACCUGCGGAAGUGCAUAAUGCAGCCAUGGCUGCUCGAAGGAACAGAAAAAACAGCUCUGAACUGUUGAAUGCUCAAAAAGACAUUGAGUCAGUAGAAACUGAAGAUUCAAAGAAUCAGCAGAAGAAUAAAAGAAAAGCUCCACCACCUCCAACGAGCAAUUUGGAGGCUGAACAAAUUACAGUGAAGAAGGAUUCUGUUAUGAAGAAAGAGUAUGAAAUUAAUAGCAUCAGCGAUUUUACAGAAUCUUUAUCAGAUUAUGUAAACAAAGUACGUGAAAAUACAGAAACACAUGGAGAACAAAAAAUGGAGACCUUGAUAAUCGAUGGAAGACAUUCUGAAUCUGACACUGAUAGUGAGAUACAAAAUAGCUUUACGACCAUUGAAUUAAAUUCUACUAACAUUACUAUUCAUCAGACACCUGUACCUGAGACGAACGAUGACGAAGAUGACGAAGAUGAUGUUUAUAGAAAGGCGGCAAGUUUAGGAGAUCUGUCCAAGUACGAAUGCAAGACAUCAGCAACUCUUGAAAGAGCACAAAGUCUUGACAUGACGGACACAGGCACAAAAAAGCGCAAAGCACCACUUCCACCGGAAGAUAUCAAUGAGUCUACAGAAGAUCUAACUAAACUUGAUCAAAUGGACACCUUUGAUAGACGGUUACUAAAAAAAUCUAACGAAUGGGGUACCCUAGAGAACGUUUGGCGUAAGAAACAAGACGGAGAAGAAAAAUCAAAGAAAUCAAGAAUUAGAAAGAAAAGCAACGAACGACCCAAAUCUUCUGUAGAAAUUCAAUUAAAAGAUGACACCUCUGAUGAAAAAAAAGACGAUGAAACUAGCAUUGAACUUUACAAUCUUCCUCUAAGUAAACGACUUACAGAAGAAUUUAUUCAUACCGAGAGAAUGUUCAAUCCAGAUGAAGACAAUUCAUUGGCUAGAAUUGUUAAUGAUGGUACUGUCAUCAAAAGUCCUACUUUGGAAGAACUAGAAUUACAGUUCAAACAGGAAGCAUCCUUACCUGAAGACCUUAAUAAUGAUAGUAUACCAGUGGAUCAACAGUUAUCAGAUGAAGAUGAUAAAGUAAUAAAUACAGAGUUCAGUAAAGUUUUGAAGCAUUUUGAAAUGUCUUCAGAGAAACCUUCAACCUUCCCAGAAUCUUCUAAGCAUGAAUUAUCGAAUAGUAAAAUUUCAUAUGUGGGUAAGAAAAUGGUUGAGGAAGAACCUAUGACAAAGGUUCACGUCACAAGAGUAUGUCCUGCGUGCGAGGAUAAUGGAAAUCGUCAUGACAAUUGUCAAAAAAAAUCUUAUUCUACAAAAAGGUCAUCCACACCGAUACCUUUGCAAGAUUCAGACUCGACGAAAGGCAAUAACGAGGAAGAAUCAAACUCGAUGUCCUACACUUCUGGUGCAACUUUGAAAGAUGAGGAAAGAUUGAAGUCCAGACGAGUGAUCGAAAUUUCCACCAAUCAGAGAAUAAAUAGGGAGAACGAUGAAGAUGAGGACGAGUACGAGUUUGGUUCUGGUGUGACGAUAAGCAAUAAAAGUUUGUUCGAUCGCGAGGACCGGCGUAAUAUAAAUAAUAUCAGUGUGUCCAGUGGUGAGAACAGUGAGGACAGCGGGUUGGUUGGCGAGUCGAUGGAUUACAGUGCGCAGGACUUUGAUCAUCGACCUCCGUUACCUAGCACACCGAUGCCGCAAAAGAUGACUUACAUCACGGAAAUCAAACUCUCUGCUAAUGGUGGAAAGCUACAAGAGGAUGGGAACGACGAAACGAAAGAAAGUAAAGAGAACAGGUUGGCGCAGAAUGAAUUGAAAACGGUUUCAAACGGUAAGGCUGCUUCUAAGAAGCCUCCUGUUCCUCCUAGGCGAACCGACAUUAUGAAAUCCAAUAAAAAAGGAAAUGUUGAGAAACAAGUUAUUUAUGUUUCUGAAUAUAAAUCAAACGAAGCUAAAGAAUCAGAUGGUUCAGACGUGAGUCAAGAGAUCAAACAAUCAGAUGCUAGCCCACAAAAACAUGAUCAGUGGACGCAUUUAGAGGAAAAACAACAGAAUCGAUGAGAAUGAUCUACCAGUGAAUUAGAAGUAAUCAGUAAUGCUUUCAGAUAUUUAAUGUAUGAUUCUUUAAUGCAUCUUUUUACCACUGGAAUAACGAUGAGUGUCAUAAAAUGAGUAAGUUUAAUUAUGACAAACUAUUAAGUUGUUGCAUACUGAAUGGUUCAUUUUAAGAUAUUCCAGGUGCAUUGGUGUAACAUAACUAGAAUUUUAGAAUUGUAGAAUGUUGGGAUUCUAGAAUUUUAGGAGCUUCAAAUUCAAUAAUUUUGGUAUUUUAGAAUUUAGCUCUAUCUAGUUACACCAAUGUUCAGGUGUAAGCCAUGUUCAAUAUGAAAACAUUACCAGUACAGGAAUAAAAUAUUUCUUAUAUUCUGAAUAUUUGCUAAUGGAUAAUACUAACGUAAGCUAUAAAGCUGUUUAUAUGUAGUAUUUUUCAUUAAAUUUUAAACUUAGGAUUGAUAUGCCAGUAACAAAAUUACCUACUAAAUUUUCGAUGUUUCAAAAUUGGUCAUAUGCAACAACUUAAUACAAAUCAAUAUCAUAUUGUUCAUCAUUAACUGUAAAGAAAUCUUCAAGGAAAAGAAUAUUAGAACCAGCAAUAGAAAUUUUAAUAUUAUGAAAUUAAAGAACAAUUAUAACAUACUGUACUUAACUUUUGUCGCAUGGAUGAAGCAGAUGUCGAUCGCUAUUUGUAUUAUGCUCAGCUUGAAUAGAUCUGCUCUUAAACUAGUCGAAAGAAAAAAAAACAAAUUUUAUUUAGUAUCUUCACUGAUUCUCUGAAAAGACUGGCUCUUGUUUAAAAACACGUUUUGUUCAAUCUUUUGAUAAAGGUGUUUGUUGUUGUAAGUAAAGUGUAUUUAUUUUACAACGUUCUUCUUGUUUUAAAAAUUGUUACAAUUAGAAUCUUGUAUUAUAUAUGUGACUUGCAUCUUUAUAAGGUAGUGCAGUAUUAGAAAGUAUCAUACAUAUCAAGAAUCAUACAUUUACAACAGUGUUUUUAAUAUUAAAUAAACACUGAAUUUAAUUGUACAUAUAGUAUCAAGUAGAGUAGGCUUUUUUAGAGAAAAUGGCAAUAUAGGAAAAGUAAGAAUUCUUAGAAUCUUAAAUUUUACGAUAUUAAUAUUAAAAGUGAUUUAAAAAUAAAAUAAUAUAAUGUUUAAUUAAUAAAUAUCUAUAUAUAUGUAUAUGGGGCCUCCUCCUUUACAUCGUUAUUUUCCACGAGGAAGCUUACUCUGCUUGAUACACUGUACAAGGUGUAUCAAAAAUGAUAAAUUUUCUAUGCCAAAACAAAUCUGCCGCUUCGGUACAAAUGAAUUCCGUAGCAUCAUAUUUAAGCCUUACAAUUAGACAAUUGAGCGGGAAAUUAAUUACUUAACCACAAAUUCACACAAAUAAAGAUACAAAGCAAGUAUUAUCUAACAGUAAAGAUUGUUUAUAUUAAUAUUUAUUACAUUACAAGAAGAAUCAAGAGUUAAUAACAUUUUGAAUGUUUUAUUUUUAUGACGUCUAUAAGCAAAUUAAUAAUAAUUAUCUAUAUUAUAAACUGAAAGUGCAAUGGUGUUAAAUAAAUUAAAUGGUUUAAUUCAUAUGUUUAAUCUUAAAAGGAAAUCGAAAUCAAAGCAUAUAUUUCAUUGCAAUCAAAAUUAGCGUAUUGUACAUAUUAAAAAAUUAAUAUUAACGAUUAUUGACGAUGUUAUAUGAUUCUUGGUAUUACGUGAUACUCAAACAACUUGAUCGACACCAACUCAGUGCGAGAUAAAAGGGUGUACAAAAGUUAUUCAAAUUGUUUGAAAUUUUGUUGUGUUGCUCAUUAAUGAAAAGUUGACAGUGACAGAGUAACAUGGGGAAAAGUAAAAUAUGAAAUGAUGCUAUAAAAUGUUGUCGCAUCGUAUAAAAUAUUGUAAAAUAUUUGAAUCGUUUUAUUAACAUACUCACUAUAUUUAUAUAAGAUGUGAGUAAAUAAUUAAUGACAUAACUUUUAACUUCUUAUAAGGUAACAGGGAACAUUAAUAAAAUGAACAUAUUAAUAAACACUUGAAAUACGUCAAAGUCAUAAUUAAAAUUAAAAUAUGUGUUUUUGGAUAAUACGUAAUUUUUGGACAUCCUAUAUAAAAUAUAAUAUACAUAUUAUGAAACCGUUUUAUCAUAAAUAAUUUUGAAAAAGAUAAAUACAAGUGCCAAAUAACAUUUUGUAAUUCUUAUAUAGAUUUUAAAAUUAUUUUAUAUGUUAAAAAAUAACAGGCAAAAUUUUUAUUAAUAUAGGUGCAUUUUAUAGGAAAGGGGAUACACAAUUUUUUGCUCUAUUGAGUAUUCUAUUAGAUUUUCUAUAUUAGAAAAUAAAGAAUAACAUAUGUUUACCUUUUUAAUAGUAUGUUAUAUUUCUUAAUGAAAUGCUUUUAGAAUAGAAAUGUUAUAAUUAUAAUCUAAUAAAAAAUGUUUAUCUGUUUUCUAUAUCUUCUUUUCUAUCAAACAUUAACAUGCAGAAAAUUAACAAUAUUUUAAAAGGGAAAAUAAGAAAAACAAGAAAAAUAUCUUUACCUCAUGUUACUCUCUGUACUAAUAAUUCAUUGUUAAAGAAUCCAAUAAAAAUAAUGUAUAUGUAUACCGCAGUUCACCAGAGUCCAUAACUGCGAAAAGACCAGUUUUCGUUCUUUGCGCUUCUCCAGUGCGCAUCUUGGCCCUGAUUGGCGAUACUCCCAAAUGAAGUGGAAAGCGAUUAGCAGAGAGCUCGCUGCGUUCCCCCACCAUCUCCCAACCUGCGCGUCGCACUUAUGGACUCUGGUGAACUGCGGUAUAUGUAGGAUGUUUUCUAACAUCUGGGAAUUACUUUAAUAAUAGAGAAAGGAUACAAAAUCCAUGAUAAAUGUUUCUAUAGAUUGUGGACAUUUAUGAAUUUAUGACUAAAAUAUGAAUGUAGUUGUAUAAAUCUUAAUUUUAAAUUUUAGAAUUUUAGAAUCUCAGAAUUGUGAAAUUUGGCUGAUUUGAACUUCUGGGCAAUCUUUUUAUGGCAGACGUUUACUAAGAAAACGUUUGAGAAGUCUAUGUACCAAAUGCAUCUCUGCCAUUUUCUCAUUUGAAAAUUAUUCUCAUUUCUCAUUUUCUCAUAAUUAUAUCAAAUGUCCUUCAUUAUCUAUAGAAAUGAGUACCACAUGUUAUGAAGCACCCUAUACAAUUAUAAAUUUUCCCGCAUUUCAUUGAUAUAUUUUUAAGGAAUUAAAGAUUCUGUACAUGUAUUUCGCAUUAUUGAAUCCGUCCGUUAUAUUCUUAUUAUUAGUAGAAUAAAUUUUUAUCGAGGAAAAAUGCUGAAAAAUAACGAAACGUUAAAUUAUACGUGUGUAUAUAGGAUAAUUUCAAAAUAGGUUAUCGAAUUUUGAGAGAACAUUCCGUUUACUUAGAGCUGGUUUCUUUCGAAAAAAAUGAAUCUUAAUAUUUUAUCUCAAAAAAAAAUUUGUUUAAUGUAAUAAUUAUACAAUCAAAAUUACUAAUAGAGAGUGCAAAUGAAAUAUCUAUUUUAUUAUGUUUUCAUCGAUGUUUAAAAUGAAAAAAUAACGAAAUACAUAAUUUUAUGCAUUCAAAUUGUUACAUUACAAAAGACUAAAAUGUUAUGUCAAAUUGUUGUUUCUUGUAAUAAAAUUGUAAGAAAGUUCCAGUUAAUCAACAGGAUAGAAUAUUAAAAUGGGUGCUCUUCCUAGUCCUUUUUUCUUUCGAUAACUUAUUUUAGAAACACCCUGUGUGCAUUUCGUCUAUUCGUAAGGCUGUGUGCACAGUUCAAUAUAAUUGUUAAAGAAGAAAAAAGAAAUGAAUAUUUGUAUAAGUUAUAUAAAUAGUUAUAUCAUCCAAUUUUACAACAAAAAAAUCACGUAAACAAUAAGAAUUGCUAUUUUGAUAUUCUAUAGAUUGUUAUUAGCAACGAAAAUUAUAUUCUAAAAUUGAUUUAUAAAUAAAUUUACAGUUAUGUAAAUACUAUAAUGCAUAUAAUUAGAAUAAGUCAUUUUAUUAAUCAUAAAUUUUUAAAGAAUUCAAGUGCAAUUUCAUUAAUUAAAACAUAUACGUGUGUACAUUUUCAGAACAGAAAAAUGUACGAUUUAAAAUGUUUUUCAUUGUAAAUAGAGGCCAGUUACAAAUAUAUUUUACUUAUAAAUGAUUUAGUUCCAAGAGGAUUAUGGAAAAGAAAUUUAUUUUAAACUGAAAACUUUCUUAAACUGUUUAACACUACUAAACACUUAAGUAACAUUUUUAAAUUCUAAUAAAUUUUAGUAAUUAAGCAAAAAUAGGAUUUAAUAUACAUCCAAAUGAUAUGUAACAUGUAUGUUUGGGUUGUGUAUUUAAAUGUUACGUGAUUUUAAAUUACACUUUAUGAGAAAAAAAGAGCUCAAUUCAAUGCUUUAAAAAUGUUAGAAAUGUAUUACAAUAAGAGAAUGUAUUCAAAAUAACAUGUAUAACAAAUGUAAAUCCUUAGUAUUGUUCAGCCAGUGCGAAAUCAUUGACAAUAUAUCUGAGGAAAUUUCAUACCAAUCUAUACAUUGAAUAAUGUUGUAUUAAACUUUUCAAUUUA